Girardinichthys multiradiatus is the source of this 3674-nucleotide messenger RNA. RefSeq lists its product as uncharacterized. NCBI's taxonomy places the organism in Eukaryota, Metazoa, Chordata, Actinopteri, Cyprinodontiformes, Goodeidae. Gene Ontology annotation, molecular function: GTP binding; ATP hydrolysis activity. The transcript has 4 exons. Bases 100 to 3198 code for a protein of 1032 amino acids. The record is from RefSeq and is a predicted model, not a curated record.
GCUUUUUCCACAGACUAUAAGUGCAGCCACCUUCUGCCUGCUCACCUCCACAGAACUUCCUGAAACCAGCCAGAGACGAUCUCUGACUUGGGGACCAUCAUGGCACAGAACAGAAACAUUUCAUUUGAGUUUAAGGACAUUAUCUCUACAAGUGAUUUAGUUCAUUCAGGACCUCCUGAGGUCUUCCUGCUGAAAACAAAGAAGGAGAAGAUUGGACCUCUGACCACAGUAACUGUUGGUGAAAGAGAUGAGACCAAAUCAAAUAAAACCAUCUUGCUUGUUGGUGAAGCAGGAGCCGGAAAAUCUAAUCUAGUCAACGCUCUGUUCAACUACGCUGUGGGAGUAAAGUUUGAAGAUAAAACCUGGUUUCAGAUUGUUGAGGAGAAGGAGGACAGAAGUCAGACAUCAGAUGUGAUCUUGUAUCAGAUCUUUGGUUUUGAAGAUCAAACUCUGCCGUACUCUCUGACCAUCAUCGAUACUCCUGGAUAUGGAGACGCACAAUCGCUCAAUUAUAACUCCAAGAUCAACCAACAACUACUGGAGUUAUUCCAAUCAGAUGAUGGAAUUCAUGAAGUUCAUGCAGUAGGUCUGGUCAUGAAGGAGGGUGAGAAACUAGUCAGUGACCGACUGAAGAACAUCCAUGAUUUCAUUUUGUCUCAAUUUGGAAAAGAUAUGGAGAAAAACAUUGUAGUUCUCAUGACAAACUCAAACGGAAAACCACCUAAAAAUGUUCUUCAAGCUCUUGAAGCUGCAAACAUUAAAUGUGCCAAAAAUGAGAAGAAUCAAACUGUUUGCUUCCAGUUUGAUAACUGCCAGCAUGAAGAGCAAACAGAGGAAUCAGAUGUAUUUAUAGGAAAUGCUUGGAGAGUAACAGAAAGAGGAAUGAAGCAGUUCUCAGCCUUUCUGGAACAAUCUUCUCCUCACCAGCAGAAGGUCAUGUCGGUAACACAGAAAGAACGGGUCAGACUGAAGGCCUGCAUCCAGAACCUGCAGGACAGAAUCAAGUUCACAGAGUUAAAACUGAGAGAUGUUAAACUGACUCAAGAAGCUCUUAGUAAACACAAGAAGAAAAUUGGUCAGAAGAUUAAUGUAGAAAUUCCUGAGACCUACAAAGACAAAGAGCCUCUUUCAGGUGUGACGUCUGGUUUUGAAACACAUGUCUACUGCCCUGUCUGUGAGGAGAACUGUCACUAUCCUGGAUGCACAAAGGCUUUAAAUCCUCAACAGUGUGAAGUGAUGAUAAAUGGAAAAUGUACUUCAUGUACCAACAAGUGUCCUGCAUCAGAUCAUUUGAAACAAAACUGUCGAUUUGUGAUCAGGACCCAGAAGGAUCAGAAAACUAAAGAAGCAUUAAAACAAAAAUAUGAAGAAAAGGCAGGAGAGAAGAAGCUGGAGCUUUCAGAAAGACUUGAAAAUCAGAAACUAGAACUGACAGAAAAGACGAGACGAUUAAUAUAUGAAGCAUAUGAGCUUUUUAUUAAACUGUACGAGUUACCUAAGAAUGAUGAUUCGAAUGAUGACUCAGUGUCCACUUGUGUCAUCCUGGACUUCCUUAUCAAGAAGAUGAAGGGACAAGGGGAUGAAGAAAAGCUGAAAGAACUGGAGGAAAUAUUCAGCCAAAUGGACCAGGGAACCAGAACAGCACCACAAUACAGGACGAGAAUUAUUUCAUCUAAUCAAGAGGCUUUGAUCUCAGAAAGUGUUAAAAUCCAUCCAGGACCUCCUUCUGUCUACCAGUUGAUACCAAAGAAAGAGAUGAUUGGAACUCUGACCAGAGUGACGGUUGGUGAGAAAGAUGAGAACAAGAUCAAUAAAACUAUCCUACUAGUUGGUGAAACGGGGACAGGAAAGUCCACUCUGAUUAACGCUCUGUUCAACUACGCUGUGGGCGUGAAGUUUGAGGAUGAAGUUUGGUUUCAGAUCGUAGAAGAGAAGGAGAAACAAACUCAAAGUCAGACAUCAGAUGUGAUCGUUUAUCAGAUCUUUGGUUUUGAAGGUCAAACUCUGCCGUACUCUCUGACCAUCAUAGAUACGCCUGGAUAUGGAAGCACCAGAGGUCCUAAAGAAGAUAACUCUGUCAGUAGAAGAUUGUUUGACUUGUUUCGAUCAGAGGAUGGAGUUCAUGAGAUCAAUGCAGUGGGUCUGGUGAUGAAGGCGAGUGAAAACCGACUGAUGUAUGUCUUUGAUUCGGUGAUGUCUCUGUUUGGAAAAGACCUGGAGAGAAACAUCAUAGCUCUCAUCACACACUCUGAUGGAAGAACACCUGAAAAUGUUCUUCGAGCUCUGAAAGAUGCAGAAAUUCAAUGUUCCAGAGAUGAGAUGAAUCAGCCUACUCACUUCAUGUUUAACAACCAAGAGAACACACAGAGAUACACAACAGAAACGGAUAAAUCUGGUUCAAAGUACUUCUGGGACUUUACAAAUGCAGACAUGGAUCGUCUCAGAGACUUCCUAGCAAAAACCAAACCUCAGCCACUGAUAACAACUGUGGAGGUUCUGAAUGAACGGAUCAGACUGACGGCCUGCAUCCAGAACCUGCAGCAGAGAAUCAAGCUGACCGAACUGAAGCAAGCAGAUAUCAAACAGAUUAAAGAAGUGUAUAAUAAACAUAAAGAAGAGAUGGAGAAGAACAAGGAGUUCACUAUAGAGGUUGAUGAGCCCUACAAAGACAAAGAACCAUUCCAAGGUGGAAGAUGGGGGUUGGUGUUUUUAGAGGGAGCCAUCACUUGUUCUGUCUGUGAGGAGAACUGUCACUAUCCUGGAUGCACAAUGGCCUGGAAACCAGGACACUGUGAGGUCAUGAAGAGCGGUUGCUGCACAGUUUGUACCAAGAAGUGUCCUGCAUCAUCUCAUGUUAAAGAAAACUGGAGAUAUGAGAUAAAAACCAGAAAGAUUCAGAAGACCCUGGAGGACGUGAAGGUGAAAUAUGAUGAAAAUAAAGCAAAAUGUGAGACCAAGUCGAGUCUUUUGGAAAACCUUGAAAAGGAAACCAUUAAACUGACAACAGAGCGAUUGAUGCAGCUGGAUGAGGCCUACAGUCAUGUUAUCAGACUGGAGCAGAUCGCCAUGAAUGUUAACUCAGGAUCCACUAUGGUACAUCUGGACUUCCUGAUUGACAAGAUGAAGGAAAAAGGGGACAUAGAAAAGGUCCAAGUAUUAGAGGAGCUGAAGAUCAGGAUGGAUGAAGACGAGAGAUGAACACAAUGGCAGAAAGUCAAGAAAAUGUUUAAUGAAUUACACGAGUAUGGUGUUUUAGGUUAAUUUCUCCAUCUGAGCUGAACAUGAUGUAUGAAUCAUAACCAGUCAGAAGUCAGAGAGUAUAUCACAAAAUAAAACAUUGUAAAUAUUUACAACCAUAAACCACAAAUUACCAGAUGUGAGAUAUUAUUCAGAAUAUUUCAGGUAUAUAGAUUUAGAUAUAGUCAUUUUUGAGCAAUUUAUUGAAAACUGUGAAUCACAAAGUUUUCAAAUAUCUUUUCUCUUGUUGAUGUUCAAAUGUUUUUUUAUACCAAACCUGAAUGCAGCAUCUGGCCUUAUCAGGCAAAACAUGGUAAUAAUUCAAUUCAAUUCAGUUUAUUUAUAUAGUGCCAAUUCACAACACAUGUCGUCUCAAGGCUCCUCACAACAGUCAGGUUCAUAUAUUCCAAUUCCAGUGUGAGCGGCCAUCUGCCACG